Molecule: messenger RNA, 1974 nt
Organism: Entrophospora sp. SA101
Lineage: Eukaryota; Fungi; Glomeromycota; Glomeromycetes; Entrophosporales; Entrophosporaceae
Source: the annotation of a GenBank genome assembly
AUGGCGGAAGCAUUUACUUUACAUCAAGAACUUUUAAAUCUUCAUGAUGCAAAUUAUUCUAUUUCAAAUGAAAUAUUUGUCGCAGACUUGAGCAAGGAAGAACUUGAUGAAAUGUUGAAUGUUAUUGAAGAUAAACUGGGCGAAGAUUCUUACUCGAUAACAAAUGAAGAGAUAUUUGAUGUUAUUCGUAGUUUUGUAAAAUACUUCAAUUCUUUAAACUCUGAGAUUAUGAAUCGAGUUUUUGUGAUUAUUUUUUCAGGAUUAAAAUCUGAAUAUGAUGCUCUGAUUGAAGAUUUGAAUAAUGAUAAUGAGGAGAACUUUGAUGAUCACAAAAAAACUUUGGAAAUAUAUGGCUUUUUGUUAUUUUGGUUGAUCACUGACGUAGAAAAUAAAAUAAAUUCUAAAAUUGGCGUGACUGGGUCUUUAGAAACAACAAAUGUGUCAGCUGCUAAAAAGACUAAAUCAAAAUCAAAACAACCAAGGCCAAAACAGUCAAGGCCAAAAUCUAGUUCUUCUGUAAAUGCCAACUCUUAUGAAUGGGAUUGGAAUUGUCAAAAAGAAGAGGCAUUAUCUUUAAUGAAAAAGAUCUUGGCUACAUCUAUCAAAAAUUUAAUUUAUGAAAUUAUUUCAAUAAGCGUAAAGGAUUAUAAUCAUGGAUUUGAUGCUAAAACAUAUAUUAUUCAGAAUUUGCAAUAUUAUGAUUUUCUUUCAGAUUCAAUGGCAGAGCUCUUACAAGUACUUGUUGAGCAAUAUGACAAUACACAAUUAGUCGAAGAUGUUUUAAUAGAAAUUUCGAAUAAAGAAUUCACUAGUCAGGAUAAUAAUAAUGUUUCAAAAUCCUUUUCAAAAUUUCUAAUAAAGUUAUCAGAACUUAUACCAAAUUUGGUGAUGAAACAAAUCAGUAUUCUCGUUAUUCAAUUAGAUAGUGAGUCCUAUAUAAUGAGAUCUUGUUUGAUGGAAACACUUGGUAAUCUCAUUACAUAUUUGGUCAACAAUGAAGAUGACAUGCAAUUAAAUCAAAGCCAAGUAAAUAGUUUCUUUGAUGCUCUUGAAGAACGCUUUCUAGAUGUAAAUGCCCUUUGUCGCUCUAGAUUAUUACAAGCAAAAUUUCCAAAACGUAGACAAACAUUAACAGACUUGGUUGUUCGGUCUCUUGAGGAUAAAAGUUGUCAUGUUCGAAGAAAUUCCAUCAAAUUAUUAACAACUUUAAUUACUACGCAUCCUUAUGGAGUAAUACAUGGUGGCGAAUUGAAAUUAUCUGAAUGGGAAGAACGAUUAUCAAAGAUUGAAGAAGAAUUGAAGUCUAUACAAGCUCCACCAGAGCUUCAAGAAAUUAAUACAGAGGAUGAUUUCGCAAGGCUCCAGCUUACUAGACGAUACUAUGCGGACGCAAUUAGAUUUAUUAAUCAGAUACACACCGCUAUUCCUACUUUGUGUCAACUGCUUGCUUCCACCACAAAAUCAGAGGUGCUUGAAACAAUUGUCUUUUUUGAGACGGCACAUACUUAUAAAAUGGAAUUUGCUUCUGAAGGAAUUAGCAAGAUGUUACAUUUAAUUUGGACAAAUGAUAAUAAUGAUGAGGGUAAAGGGGUCAAAAAUCGGUUGGUUGAAAGUUAUAUAAAAAUGUAUCUUGAAACAACUGAAAUGAUAAGCCCCGCUGAAAAGGCUAAUCAGAUAACUAAAAAUUUAAUAAGUUUGACAAUUAAUGCAACGCUUGCUGAAUUAACUUCACUUGAACAACUGCUGAGCAUAAUAAUGAAUGAGAAAGAUGCUAUAUCAGAAGAAGUCAUUGCCAAAUUAUGGUCAGUUUAUUCCACACAAAAAGAUAUACCAAAAUCUCGUCGAAGAGGCGCUAUAAUUAUAUUAAGCAUGUUGGCAAAUGGUAAGAUUGAUAUUGUAAAAGAAAAAAUAGAUUUAUUAUUAAAAAUUGGAUUAGGACCACUUGGUAAAGCUGAUUUAAUCCUUGCAAAUUAA